This is a messenger RNA of Ordospora pajunii, 1440 nucleotides long. Its product is annotated as tRNA synthetase class II. Lineage: Eukaryota; Fungi; Microsporidia; Ordosporidae. Gene Ontology annotation, molecular function: RNA binding; ATP binding; aspartate-tRNA ligase activity. The coding region runs from base 1 to 1440 and encodes 479 amino acids. The record is from RefSeq and is a predicted model, not a curated record. Gene Ontology annotation, cellular component: cytosol; cytoplasm; aminoacyl-tRNA synthetase multienzyme complex. The transcript has a single exon. Gene Ontology annotation, biological process: aspartyl-tRNA aminoacylation.
AUGGAAGACAAGAUUUCUGGAAUGUCAAUAAACAGCAAGAAUGAGUGUGGAAGAAUUGUUGAAAUCAAGGAGCUGGACGAGAGCUUUGAUGGAAGAACUGUUAUUGUGAGAGGAUUUGUGCUCAAGUGUUCUUGUACUGGCAGGUAUGUUUUUGUUGUUCUUAGAGAUGACGGAUGCACUCUUCAGUGCAUGGCCGAGAAGCCUACAGAUGGUGCAGAUGGAAAGCUAUUGGAUGAGUUUAAGAGCCUGAAGAAGGUAACGCACGAGUCUUAUGUUGAGAUUCGGGGAGUUAUUGCCAGGCAGGAGGUGGAGAUCUCUGGGUGCAGCAAGAAGAGCAUUGAGCUCCGUGUUGCCGGCAUCUUUGUGCUUAGUGCUGCAGACAAAAGCUUGCCGUUCAGCAUGAAGGACGUGCAGGCAACGAUUGAGGAGCGAGAAAGGAACCCUGCGCUGCCUACUGUUGCAUAUCACAUCCGGCUGGACAACAGGGCAAUGGACCUCCGAGUGAUGCAAACAAGGGCGGUUUUCCGCGUGAUUGAUGGAAUCAUGUUUUUUUUCAGGAUGCAUCUUCGUAGGAAUGGGUUUGUUGAGAUCAAGACGCCAAAGCUGAUAGAGAGCUCGAGCGAAGGUGGGGCUAAUCUGUUCAGUGUUGAUUACUUCAAGCAAAAGGCAUACAUGGCGCAGAGCCCGCAACUGUACAAGCAGAUGGCGAUUAUUGGAGGAAUGAAGAAGGUAUAUGAGAUAGGGCAUGUGUACAGGGCGGAAGAGUCGAAUAUCAAUAGGUAUCUGAGCGAGUUUGUAGGGCUGGAUAUGGAGAUGGAGAUAUCUACGGAUUACAACGACGUGAUUAAGCUGAUAUACUCAAUGCUUGUUGAUAUAUUCGACGGACUGAAAAACGACUAUGGAGACGAUCUCGAGACCAUUAGAAUGUUCCAUGUGUAUGAAGACAUCAAUUAUGGGCAUGAGCCGGUGGUGCUAACACACAGGGAGUGCACUGAUCUUUUGGUAGCUGAAGGAGUGGAUAUCAAAUAUGGAGAGGAUUUCAACAAUGAGAAUGAGAAGAGACUUGGAGGAAUAGUCAAGAGUCUGCAUGGUGUGGAUAUCUUUGUGAUAAAGGACUAUCCGGUGUCGAUAAGGCCGUUCUAUACGUAUCGUAACAAAGAGGAGGGAACAACAAGAUCCUAUGAUUUUAUUUUGCGAGGAGAGGAGAUUCUUUCGGGUGCACAGAGGGUUGACUGCUAUAGCGAUCUGCUUGGAUAUGUCAAAGAGCAUGGAAUUGCGCCUGAGUCUCUUGGUGGCUAUCUUGAGUCAUUCAAGUACGGAGCACCACCGCAUGGAGGAUGUGGGAUUGGCCUUGAAAGGCUUGCAAAGGCAUAUUUUGGAAUGGCAGACAUAAGAUGCUUUUCUCUGUUUCCUAGAGAUCCUAACAGGCUCUAUCCUUGA